Molecule: messenger RNA, 1649 nt
Organism: Procambarus clarkii (red swamp crayfish)
Lineage: Eukaryota; Metazoa; Arthropoda; Malacostraca; Decapoda; Cambaridae
Product: tRNA (cytidine(32)/guanosine(34)-2'-O)-methyltransferase
Biological process (GO): tRNA methylation; cytoplasmic translation
Cellular component (GO): cytoplasm
Molecular function (GO): tRNA methyltransferase activity
Source: RefSeq, a predicted model, not a curated record
CCCUAACCCCUCCAUCCUGUGCUGUAGCUGCCCCUGACCCCUCCACAACAACAACAGUACAGCUGGUUCAGCCAUUCAUACGUCAACAAGCACGUGGUUGGCUUGUUAUCUCCCUUCUUUCAAGCAAUUAGAAGGAAGAUUUUAGUGUAAGACCUAAAUUCAGGCAGUGGGAUAAAAAUGGGUCGGAGCUCCAAGGACAAGAGAGAUGUAUAUUACAGGCUGGCCAAGGAGGAAGGCUGGCGGGCAAGAAGCGCCUUCAAGCUCAUACAGAUCAACGAAGAAUUCAACAUUUUUGAAGGUGUAACUCGAGUUGUAGACUUGUGUGCUGCUCCUGGAAGCUGGAGUCAGGUGCUGUCACGGACUCUUAGAGGUGCAGCAUCGGAUCCAUCAUUAGUGAAAAUAGUGGCUGUUGAUCUUCAAGCAAUGGCACCCCUGCCAGGAGUUGUUCAGCUCCAGGGUGACAUAACAAAAGUAAGCACAGCAGAAGCCAUCAUUAGUCAUUUUCAAGGUGAAACUGCCCAGCUGGUGGUGUGUGAUGGGGCUCCAGAUGUGACUGGCCUUCAUGAUCUUGAUGAGUAUGUACAAGCCCAAUUGUUGUUGGCAGCCCUUAAUAUUACUACUCAUGUCUUGGCAAAUGGAGGGACCUUUGUUGCUAAGAUCUUUCGUGGUAAAGAUGUUACGCUCCUGUAUGCUCAACUCAAGAUCUUCUUCAGGCGUGUCAGUGUAACCAAACCUCGGUCUUCUCGUAAUUCAAGUAUUGAAGCCUUUGUUGUUUGUGAAGAUUACUCACCACCGCCUGGCUACACCCCAACUAUGGUAAACCCACUACUUGACCUUAGCUACGAAGGGUCGUGGCAGGAACUUGAAGGAAUAAACCGUGUAAUUGUACCAUUUUUAGCAUGUGGAGACUUAUCUGCCUAUGACUCGGAUAUGACUUACCCUCUGCAGUUGGGUGAAGGACAGCCAUAUGAGUAUCGCCCUCCAACACAGCCGCCUAUCAACCCAGCCUACACUACUGCAGUCGCCAUGAAGCGUCAACAGCAUCCAUCUUCAACUAUAUCUGCUGACUCUACCCAAGAAAGUGAAAGUGUCACCACAAAGGAAAUUGAAAAUGAUAAAAGUGAACAAUGUGAGCAAGAGAGAGUACCAGUCAGUCUCCGUGAGACUGAUGAUGCUAGUGCACAACUGCAGCACUUGCAUAUUGAUGGUGCUCGGGGAAUUGAUAUUUCUUAAGAAACUGAUUAUUGUUUGAAAUACAUGUAUAUAAACACGUCUCCUCCAAUGGAUUAGUUGGGGCUUGACCAUUUCCAUUAGGUGGAAGGGGAGGGAAUUAUUAGGGGAAAGAGCCAAGCCAUUACGACUAUACAGUGACACCUCGGCUUACGAAUGCCCCUAUUUACGACAUUUUUGGGUUAUGAGCCCAAUUUCUUCUGAAAAUUUGAAUUGGGUUAUGAGCUUUCCCUUGGGAAACGAGUUUGUUGAUACGCAUAUGGCCGACCCAGUGCAUGGUGGCACGGCGGUCGUGCCUCAGUUUACCAGUGGCUCCCACCUAGUGACAAUCGCGCCUGAAUUCUUUGUAAAAAAAUUCAGUGUUUUUGGAUUUUUGGGUAUUUGAACAUAGAAGUCAUUAUUAUAUAUCUUGUCAUGGG